CUUUUCCGUCCACCCAUCCUCGUGUUAUUGCUCGCCUCUGGCUCGCACACUUGCCAGCAGUUGUUUCAUGCUCAGGCUGCUGGGUUCUCAGUCUCUCGUUUCAUUCAGCUCCUUUAGGUGGUUGAGAUCGACCUUUUCGCCACCACUUGUGGAUGGAUAGUUUUUACACGGCGGUUCCGGUUACGGUUUUCUGUUUUCGGUGACCGGAUUGAUCGGCGAGAGUUUGCUUUUGGAAGUGGGAGUUUGGGAGAUAUUGGGGACUGGUAGGAUUACGGUGAUCGAGAAGUACUGUGGUAGGUUUGUGGGGGAGGUUGGUUAUUUUGUUUUUUGUUGGUUUGCAGUUGGAACGGGGACGCGAUUAUGUAACUGUGUUCGUGUCUGUCUCUUCGAGACUUCCUUUGGGAGGGGGUUGUGUUCCGAGAGGUGGUGUUUUUCACUAUAUUUUGGGGUCUGCAAUUUCCUUUCUUUUUGGUGGCAUCAAGAGAUGAUUGAUCUUAGAGAACGAGUUUAGUCAGCUUCGUUUGCGAGAGGGCAUCAUCGCAUUGCCUCUUACGCUGUCUUGUCCAUAAAGUUUUGGACGGUCGACGCCUGUCUGAUACGUAGCGUGUGGCGUUUGUGCCAGUGUCCCUCUCAGCUUGUCUUCGUCGAGUGCUGAAGUGGGAUGAUUAUGUGUUGGUUUCGGUAAAAGUGUUUGGAGAUAGUGCUACUGCGUGACUGGUGACCUUAGGGUGCUUCUAUUUUAAGCGUGCAUGAUGCUACGUCGUUCCAAUUAUCUCCUAUAUUUUUCAGACUCCUUAGUUCUGUAUUCGGACUGACGUUGGGUGUUGUCUCUGUUGCGUCUUGUGCUGUAACACGAGCACAAACCAGCAGAGACAAUGUGAUUAUCAUCUUUUAUGAGCUUUUACAAUUACAAGCAGGCUUAAGCUUAUCAGGCGCCGGGGAUCAUGACAAGGCUUCCCUUAUCCUUCACGCUUUUUGCGAAGUGAUGUUUCUCACUCUCAUGGAAGCUAUCGGUAAUCCUCCAACAAUGUUCUCAACCUUCUAUCACCUCCUCUUCUUGACGCUGCGAUCCCGAAAGUUAUCCACGCUGUAGUUUCUCGCGUCUUGAAGGCGUUUGGCGAAGUUGAACUCUCGUUCAUCUCCAGCACUGGUUGCUUCUCAGCUUGCAACAAUCGGGUUGUAAGUUGUCGAGGAGAUGGCGGUUCAUGUGAGUGAGCUGUUCGCGGAGCAGGAUCACAUUGGCCGAAUGUAGAUGUCGAUGCUGUAGUUCCUGGAGUAGCUGCCUCCCGUUCUGCUACUCGGAUUCACGAACUUGCUGGUCUAAUUGUACCUUGCAGCAAGUUAUUGUUGCUCUUGUCACGAAUUGGCUCGCUCCUUAAGCCGACAAUGUCGAAAGGCAAAGUGUCAGAGAAGAUGCAACGCGCUGUGCGUAGGUUUCAAAGCCGAAUCGUUAACCCUAACGACCAAUACCAGAAUCUCAGCUCCGACGAGGCUUCUCCGAGGUCUGGAGGUAGUUUACGGAAACGAUCCUCCUUAUCUCGAUCAGGACAAUUCGACGUAGAAUCGGAUGACGAGUGUCCAGAUCCCCCCCCUUCAGAUGUGCCGGAGGGCUACUUAGCCGUUUACGUUGGGUGCGAGAGGCAGAGAUUUGUCAUCAGUGCAGAUUACCUGAAGCACCAAAUGUUCAAGGCUUUACUGGAGAAGUCUGCUGAGGAGUAUGGAUUUGAGCACAAAGGAGGGUUGCCGAUCGCUUGCGACGUUACGUACUUCGAAAACCUCUUGUGGUCCAUAAAAACAAAUCAAGUAAACUCUUGCUCCUGCUUCUUCGUGAAUUCGUACCCGCGAGAUGCUUAGUUCUUUCUCAUAGAGAACUGAAUGCUUAUAAGACAAACAUUUCUUAUCACCCAUGUAUGUCAUAUCGACAUACUAGGACGCAGCUAGUAUCUAUCCGCUGUUGGGUUUCGUCAAAACCCCAGAAGCUCUAAAGAAAUAGAGGCAGACAUUCGUGUAACAUGCUAUUGCCGAUGUUUUCUUUUCUCAUGUUGACGAUGGUUCUUGAUUAGAAUACAUGAAAUGACUCUCAACAAUUAUGCCAUAUUGUAUGGAUUUCAAAUACCACCCAUAAGAUAUUCGUUAGGUGAAGUGCAAAAGAGAUUUUGAUGGCUCUUGCCGAGCCUUUAGUUGUUGACUAGGCUAAGAUGUUGCCGAAAUUUGGCUCUACUUUCACUUCGUUCAGCCAUAGGGCGAGGGUAUUUUACCUGUAACGCACUCCCUGCCGAAGUAGCGAUAGGUUUGACCAACGGUACCUGUCAAACGGGUCAAGUCAAUGUAGAAUUCGUGUACGGAAGGUUGGUAUGAGAGGCCAGCAAUUUUAACGCUUCGUCAAAGAAAUGACAUGGCCACGUUCAUUACUCUUUGAUACUA
This is a messenger RNA of Physcomitrium patens, 2424 nucleotides long. RefSeq names its product auxin-responsive protein SAUR72. The record is from RefSeq and is a predicted model, not a curated record. Gene Ontology annotation, biological process: response to auxin. NCBI's taxonomy places the organism in Eukaryota, Viridiplantae, Streptophyta, Bryopsida, Funariales, Funariaceae.